This is a messenger RNA of Protopolystoma xenopodis, 531 nucleotides long. Lineage: Eukaryota; Metazoa; Platyhelminthes; Monogenea; Polystomatidea; Polystomatidae. The record is from the annotation of a GenBank genome assembly.
GGCCGAGGUCUCGCUGUUGGCCCAAAUAAUGCCGGUCAGCCAGCCUUUCCGGGACACCAGGAGGGCCAACCGGUAUUGCCUGUCAAUCCUGUAGGCGGUAACGCUGGCCAAGAUGUGAUUGGGGCCGGAGGUGGAGCCGAUGAGGCUGCAGUCGUUGCGGUCAAUCCAGCUGCUCCCGCGGCAGUGGCCGUGGCCGUUGUUAACCCAGCCGCUGUAGCUGGGGGCCAGCCUGGACCCCAAGGUGGAGCCAAUGGUGCUGGAGCAGGACUGGCAGGUGCAGGACCUGUUCCUGUCCACAUAGGUGCUGUUGGGGUUGCCGCUCCUGGACCUGUAGGUGGUGGUGGCCCUGCUGCUGUUGCCGCAGCUGCCGCUGUCGCUAACGGGGCCAUCCAGCCGCGUCAAGUUGUCCUGCUUGCCGGUGGCGUAGGCAUUACCGCAUCACCGAAUGACUCAUGCAUCUACUAUUAUUGCAGGAUUCGUAUGCGUAUACGAAUUGAUUUUGGUCUAGCUCCUGAUGCUUUGGUGAGAUAA